CAACAUUCGAACAGGUAACUAAUCUCAACAAUUAGCAAGGGCCGAUAGACAGAUGUGUCGUGCGAGUCUGACUGAUAUUUUCUCCAACGUGGUUCGAUAUUGGCGGGACAUCUUCCGCCUUGUGUUCAGGUGGUUGACACAGGUAGGGUUACGAUAUCAUACCACCAUCAGGAUCUAGUACAUGCAUUAGACCGACUGAAUCCCAGUUCAUGAUCAACAAGCUUACAUCGCGCUGGCAAAUUCCUUGAGUUGCUGCCGUGUCUCCAUCGACUCGCAUCUACAUAUGCGUCUCUGAAUCCCGAGCGUCAAUCAACGGGUGUAUACCUAUUGUUAUCAUCUUCAAUUACCUACCUGUUUCUUCGUCCUACCUUGUCUCAAGAUGGCAGACUCGAGUGCUGCCGAGAAGGGUGUCUUGAGCCGCCACUCUACAGUCUCGCACACACCUGCAUCCUCGACAAGUAUAGAGCCUCCGCUCGACCGUGCAGCAGAAAGACGGCUGUUGCGAAAGCUCGACCUUAGAAUCCUACCAGUGUUGUGGCUUCUGUACCUCGUGAACUUCAUUGAUCGCGCAAACAUCGGUAAUGCUAAGAUUCAGGGCAUGGAGAAAGAGCUCAACCUCAUCGGCCAGCGCUUCAACAUCUGCGUCUGGGUCUUCAACCUGGGCUAUCUAGUUGCUGGUAUUCCCUUGCAGAUCGCGUUCAAGAGAUGCGGACCCAAGAGCCUGUGCGUGAUGAUGAUGACCUGGGGAAUAUGCGUCAUUGGAUGUGGCCUCGUUAAGCGCUGGGAGCAGCUCGUUGUUUGUCGUCUACUUGAGGGUAUGGCGGAAGCUGCGUACAUAUCGGGUGCUGCGUAUCUGAUUGGCGCGUACUACACUAAAGCAGAAUAUCUGACGCGAUUCGUGUUCUUUUGCACCGCAGGAAUAUUGGCUGGGGCUAUCAACGGCUUCCUUUCGUCGCUAAUCGCGAAGAUGGAUGGUGCUGCUGGAUACGGUGCCUGGAGAUGGAUCUUCAUAAUUGAGGGCUGCAUAACAAUACUCGUCAGCCUUGUUUGCUGGCCAGUUGUUCCACCAUUUCCAGAGGAUUGCGACUUUUUGUCACCAGAUAAUAUGACCUUGAUGUUGGCCCGCAUCAAGGCUGAUGGCGGACACGUGGCUGAUGAUGAGAUCUCUUUUGCGAAAGCUAUUCACUAUCUGAAAGACUGGAAGAUUUGGACAGGAGUUGCGAUGAAUCUCGGCGUCACCGAGAACGCGAACUCGCUCGCCAACUUCCAGCCAACGAUUCUCAGGGGCCUUGGCUACACUGCAACCCAAGCACAAGUCCACUCCAUUCCAGUAUAUGUUGUGGGCGCCGUCUUCUCAGUGGCGUUUGCUUAUAUGAGCGAGUACUUGCAGCGUCGCUAUUACUUUUACAUCCUGGGUUGGGCUGUACUUGCGUCCGGCCUUGUAGUUGAGAUCGUUCAUCCGGAGAGUCCGAAGGUUCGCUACAUGGGCAUGUUUUUCAUCGCUUGCGGGUGCUAUCUCGCUAUGCCGAUUUCAAUCAUCUGGGUUUCUAUGAAUACUGGUAGCGGGUACAAACGUGCCGUAGCCAUUGCCGCGAUUAUCAAUUUCGGCACUGCUGGCGCAUUCGUCAGCUCUAACGUUUUCAUGUUCAAAGAGUCACCGAAAUUCCGUACCGGGUUUAGCACUGGCCUUGGUCUGGCAUGUAUGGGAGCCUUGGCCGCCACCAUUACGUGGCUUGGAUGCAAGUGGGAGAACAGGAAACGCGACGAGAUAAGGGCCACGCUACCGGAGGUGUUAGAGAUCAGCGUGAAAGAGUUGGGCGAUGAACACCCUGACUUCCGUUUUGCAUUGUAGGCCGAGUAUGCGUGGGGCUACACGUUGCUGAUUGACUGAAUUUGUAGGGAAAACGUAUGCGGAUCAUGUUCAUUGAGUGCAAAUACAAA
Boeremia exigua is the source of this 1941-nucleotide messenger RNA. Its product is annotated as major facilitator superfamily domain-containing protein. Gene Ontology annotation, cellular component: membrane. Gene Ontology annotation, molecular function: transmembrane transporter activity. The record is from RefSeq and is a predicted model, not a curated record. Bases 380 to 1852 code for a protein of 490 amino acids. NCBI's taxonomy places the organism in Eukaryota, Fungi, Ascomycota, Dothideomycetes, Pleosporales, Didymellaceae. Gene Ontology annotation, biological process: transmembrane transport. The transcript is spliced from 4 exons.